Molecule: messenger RNA, 394 nt
Organism: Paramecium primaurelia
Lineage: Eukaryota; Ciliophora; Oligohymenophorea; Peniculida; Parameciidae
Source: the annotation of a GenBank genome assembly
AUUUAUUUCUGGUAUGAGUUCAGCAAGUCCUGUUCAUCAAUAAUUAUAAAAAACAUUAGAUGUUGUUCAAAGAGGAUUUGAAGAAAUAGUCUAAAAUAUUCCAAAACAAUAUCAUGAGCUAUGUAUGAAUUAAAAUGCCAAAAAUAUGGAGAAAUAUGCAUAAUGUAUUAUUAAUUGAUAAUUUUUAAAAGGUAUGUAUAAAAAAAGCAAAACUGUUGAUAAAUAAAUGAAAGCCUUUGAUUUUAAGAUGUUGUUUAUGGGAAUUACAUUUGAUUAAUGUAUCUAGACAAAUUCAUAAGAUUAAUGUAUUAAAAAUGCAAAAUCAUCUGUUGAAGGAUUUAUAAGUGAUUUUUAGAAGAAUGUUAAAUGAAAAAAUAAUCUAUUCAUAUUAUAC